AUGGCAGUCAAAGCAAAGGAAAUACAAGAAAUUAAAAUGGAAACAAAAAGUGGAAAAAUAGCACUGCUGUACCUCAUGAGAAACAAGUACUUUUAUUCACUCUGUGAAGGCAGUACAGAAUUCUCUGACCAGUCACUUGCACAGAAAUUGGUGGUGGUGACUGCACUGAAGUCAUUCCAUGUGAAAUCCGACGCCCCCAGCGGGGAAACGAAACCGACGCCCCCAGCGGGGAAACGAAACCGACGCCCCCAGCGGGGAAACGAAACCGACGCCCCCAGCGGGGAAACGAAACCGACGCCCCCAGCGGGGAAACGAAACCGACGCCCCCAGCGGGGAAACGAAACCGACGCCCCCAGCGGGGAAACGAAACCAACGCCCCCAGCGGGGAAACGAAACCAACGCCCCCAGCGGGGAAACGAAACCAACGCCCCCAGCGGGGAAACGAAACCAACGCCCCCAGCGGGGAAACGAAACCAACGCCCCCAGCGGGGAAACGAAACCAACGCCCCCAGCGGGGAAACGAAACCAACGCCCCCAGCGGGGAAACGAAACCAACGCCCCCAGCGGGGAAACGAAACCAACGCCCCCAGCGGGGAAACGAAACCAACGCCCCCAGCGGGGAAACGAAACCAACGCCCCCAGCGGGGAAACGAAACCAACGCCCCCAGCGGGGAAACGAAACCAACGCCCCCAGCGGGGAAACGAAACCAACGCCCCCAGCGGGGAAACGAAACCAACGCCCCCAGCGGGGAAACGAAACCAACGCCCCCAGCGGGGAAACGAAACCAACGCCCCCAGCGGGGAAACGAAACCAACGCCCCCAGCGGGGAAACGAAACCAACGCCCCCAGCGGGGAAACGAAACCAACGCCCCCAGCGGGGAAACGAAACCAACGCCCCCAGCGGGGAAACGAAACCAACGCCCCCAGCGGGGAAACGAAACCAACGCCCCCAGCGGGGAAACAAAACCAACGCCCCCAGCGGGGAAACGAAACCAACGCCCCCAGCGGGGAAACCAACGCCCCCAGCGGGGAAACUAACGCCCCCAGCGGGGAAACCAACGCCCCCAGCGGGGAAACCAACUGUAGAAAGUACUGAAUUGUGCCAGUCGCUGCUGUACUCUGGCAAACCAGUUGGUGAAGUAACAAUCAAAGAGCACCAAUUCAAUCUUGCACAGUAA
Molecule: messenger RNA, 1179 nt
Organism: Schistocerca cancellata (South American locust)
Lineage: Eukaryota; Metazoa; Arthropoda; Insecta; Orthoptera; Acrididae
Product: basic salivary proline-rich protein 1-like
Exons: 4
Coding region: 1-1179 (392 amino acids)
Source: RefSeq, a predicted model, not a curated record